UUGUGGUCCAUGGAAAACAUGUCCAUAACCAAUGCCGGGAACAGCUCAACUGUGACCAUGUUCAUCUUCUUGGGAUUCUCAGACUAUCCCAAACUCCAAGCCCUCCUCUUUCUAACUUUCCUGGGCAUCUAUCUUGUGACCUUGAUUUGGAACCUGGCCCUCAUCUUUCUGAUCAGAGGUGACAUCUGUCUGCACACACCCAUGUACUUCUUCCUCAGCAACUUAUCCUUCAUUGACAUCUGCUAUUCAUCCACUGUGGCUCCCAAGAUGCUCACUGAUUUCUUUCAGGAGCAGAAGAUCAUAUCAUUCCUGGGAUGUGCUGUUCAGUUCUUUUUCUUUGUCGGUUUGGGCCUAACUGAGUGCUUCCUCCUGACAGCUAUGGCUUAUGACCGAUAUGCAGCCAUCUCCAGCCCCCUUCUCUAUACCACAAUCAUGUCCCAGGGCUUCUGCACAUGCAUGGUGGCCGGGGCUUAUUUUGGUGGCUUCCUUAGCUCUUUGAUCCAGACCAGCUCCAUAUUUCAGCUCCACUUCUGUGGACCAAACAUUAUCAACCACUUCUUCUGUGACCUCCCACCAGUCCUGGCACUUUCUUGCUCCAGCAUCUUCUUCAGCCAAGUGUUGAAUUUCCUUGUAGUGAUCACUGCAGGAGGGUCAUCAUUUCUCAUCCUCUUGAUCUCCUACAGUUACAUAGUGGCUGCAGUAUUGAAGAUCAGCUCUGUGGAAGGCCGGUGGAAAGCUUUCAACACAUGCACCUCACACCUGAUGGCCGUGACUAUGUUGUUUGGGACGGCACUUUUCAUGUACCUGCGGCCCAGCUCCAGCUACUCACUCAGCAGAGACAAGGUGGUGUCUGUCUUCUAUUCACUGGUGAUCCCCAUGCUGAACCCUCUCAUUUAUAGUUUGAGGAACAAAGAGAUCAAGAAUGCCCUGUGGAAAGUGAUGGAGAAAAAGUGUUUUCUAGGCCAUGAGUAGAAACAUGAUC
Molecule: messenger RNA, 982 nt
Organism: Nannospalax galili (Upper Galilee mountains blind mole rat)
Lineage: Eukaryota; Metazoa; Chordata; Mammalia; Rodentia; Spalacidae
Product: olfactory receptor 5A1
Exons: 1
Coding region: 10-972 (320 amino acids)
Biological process (GO): sensory perception of smell; G protein-coupled receptor signaling pathway
Cellular component (GO): membrane
Molecular function (GO): odorant binding; G protein-coupled receptor activity; olfactory receptor activity
Source: RefSeq, a predicted model, not a curated record